Psammomys obesus (fat sand rat) is the source of this 969-nucleotide messenger RNA. RefSeq names its product fibronectin type III domain containing 8 (gene Fndc8). The record is from RefSeq and is a predicted model, not a curated record. Gene Ontology annotation, cellular component: nucleus. Gene Ontology annotation, molecular function: protein binding. Lineage: Eukaryota; Metazoa; Chordata; Mammalia; Rodentia; Muridae. The transcript is spliced from 4 exons. Bases 1 to 969 code for a protein of 322 amino acids.
AUGGCAACGGAGGUGUUCUGCAAAGCGGGGGGCGGGGAGGACGCUGCACCGAAGAAGGAAACCCCUGAUGUCACAAAUGUGGCCAACCAACUGCCAAAGGCCUGUCCAAAUUCCAUGUUUCUUAACCGGUCCAUGCCUACCAAAGGUCUCCUGCUUGCCUCAAGACGCAGCUUGGUCAACUACUCAGAGGAAGACACCACCAAUAUCAUGAAACAGGUACCAGCGGAAGAUUCUGAAUACAGCUCAGACGACACAAGCCUGUCUCCCCUAUCGUUCACUCUGUUGAAUCCCAUCAAACUGGCUGUGACCCAACCCAACAGCAGCUUCUUUGCCGGGAUGCUGGAGGGUGAGCUGAACAAACUCAAUUUAUCAUUGAUGGCCAAAAAGACAGAAAAGGAGAAUCGGGCCAUCUGCUCCCACUCAUCUAAGUCCCAAAUGGCCACCAGGGGCCUGUUGGACCUUGACAACCCUGCAAUAGACACAGACACCUCCUCAACACGCUCUGAGUCUUCUGUGGUCAUGGAUGUGCCAGAGGCCCCCUUCAUCUGCGAACACACCGUUGGCGAUUCCACAGCUGUGAUUUCCUGGACUUAUGCUGUGGGCAAGCAGCAGGUCAGUUUUUACCAGGUGCUGCUGCAGGAGGCAACCAAACAAGGCAACAAGGAGACACCCAAGGUCAAGAACCGCCCGUGGAUCUUCAACAAGAUCCUGGGCACCACAAUCAAGCUGAUGGAGCUGAAGCCGAAUACAAUCUAUUGCCUUACUGUCCGAGCAGCCAACACAGCGGGGCUGGGGAAGUGGUGCAAGCCCUAUAAGUUUGCAACUCUGUCUACUGACUUCAGCAGCUUCCCCAAGAACAAUCCCAUCCAGGUUACUGUGCGGCGCAAACAGCCUCAGCGGAGAAUUGUAUCCAUGGCGAUGGAGGAGAUGCGGAGGCUGGAGGAUCUGGAAUACCUAUAUCCGUAUUAG